Ictalurus punctatus (channel catfish) is the source of this 3947-nucleotide messenger RNA. It is a transcript of the gene nsun6, whose product is annotated as NOP2/Sun RNA methyltransferase 6. NCBI's taxonomy places the organism in Eukaryota, Metazoa, Chordata, Actinopteri, Siluriformes, Ictaluridae. The record is from RefSeq and is a predicted model, not a curated record. Bases 808 to 2232 code for a protein of 474 amino acids. Gene Ontology annotation, biological process: RNA methylation. Gene Ontology annotation, molecular function: methyltransferase activity; RNA binding. The transcript is spliced from 12 exons.
CGAACAACUCAGAUGUUAAAAGGACGUUUCCAUGGAAUAUAUACAUUUAAUUAAAUACAUUCCGCAAAGUAUCUUAUCUUAAGUUGAUUACGUCUAUUGAAAAAAAAAUAACAAAACGGCGUAUAUAUAUGCGAGUCGGCUCUUAACGUUAACCUAACUGACCCGUCUCUUUCGAGAGCGACACUUCACUAUGCGACGCGUCAACGAGUCCGCCAUAUUGAAAAGGUCUACGGUCUAAACUCGGCUGAAGCUUUCUUAUGUACAGACGAUUUUUCACCAGCUAUGCUGGUGUCCGAAACGUAAAAACGAUGCCUUAUAAAGCUGUAUUUGGAACCAGGAAAGCAUUGUGUCUGAAUCGUAUAGUUUGCAGCCUUCUGAGAUGACUUAAUCUGGUCGGUUUUUGAAGCUAGCAUACAUGUUACCUUUCGCCUUCCUACAUAUCCCAUAAUGCAGCAUGCCAGCCAGCUUGUAAAAAUGGCGGCGGAAAACACAGGGGAGUGAGUGAAGACAAAUACGUUAUUUGUAAUUUUUUUUGUUUAAGGUUUUAUUUAUGGAGAGAAACAGCUUAUGUGCUCACAGAAUAUAUGCUUUAUUUCCCCAACGAUACUUCAUUCCAUUUCGCAUAAUUGACUUUAGGGUUAGUGGCCGUUAGCGUAUGUAGGUAUCCAAGCAACGUGGUGACGUAUCUGCCUUCGAGGUCCGUCUCGAACCGAUUCAUGGUAAAGGUGUCGAAACGCUGCCUAAAACAGUUAUGAAACAGCAAAUCGCCAAAGGAAUCAAGUGUUCUGUUUCCGACACAAACUGUCCAUGAUGUCUGUGACAAACAAGAGCGUUUUCCCUCAGAUAGCCUUAAGGUCUGAAGUGCAGGAAUAUCUUCACAAUGUCUACACGAACAAAGAGCUCGUGUCUGAACUCGGAAAGGAGGAGGCAGAGAGUGUGUUUGAUUCACUGCUGUCCUGUCUGUCCCACCCACCCACACUCACCUGCCUGAGAGCCAGCACACACAUACACACUCUACAGGACAUCCAACACAGGCUGGAGCAGCACCUUGCACAGCAACGAGGGAGUGGUUGUUAUGGUGACAGUUUUUCCACACCCAUCCUGACUCACCCACAACUUCCAGAUGUGCUGCUGCUGCCGGUCAGAGGGCCGAGGGAUGUGAGUAUUCUGAGUGCUGAAGUGAUGCUCGGUGCACAGUGUGGCAGUGCGGUACUGAGAGGAGCUCAUGUCUUUGCUCCGGGUGUCCUCAGUGCACCGAAGUUUAUGAAAGCAGGUGACGCAGUGUCGGUGUUCUCAGAUGUGGAGGGCAGGUGCACACGAGGAGCUAAAGAGUUCCUGGGGAAGAAGGUCUUCUUGGGGAAUGGUGUGUGUGUGAUGAACCGUUCUGAUAUAUUCUGUGCAGAAGGACCAGUGAGAGGCGUGGCCAUUAGGAUGGUAGACGCUCUUUACCAAAGCCCAUCCUUUGAUGGCGUGCUGCCAAAUGAAGUGUUCCUGCAGAACCUCCCGUCAGUAGUGGUGGGCCAUGUUUUGGGGCCUCGUCCUGGUGAGAGGAUCUUGGACAUGUGUGCAGCUCCUGGAGGAAAGACUACACACAUAGCUGCUCUCAUGGCUGAUCAGGGAGUGGUAGUGGCUCUGGACAAGAUCAAAUCCAAAGUGGAGAAGAUCAGUGAGAAUGCUCAGGCUCUGCGUCUACACUGCAUUAAAGCGCACUGUUACAACAGCAUACAGGCCGUCUGCUCUGAUCUUACCCACGACUGUAGUACAGCAGACACUCCUCCGUUCCCAGAAGAGAGUUUUGAUCGGAUAUUAUUAGACGCCCCAUGCAGUGGGAUGGGACAGAGACCUAACAUGGCGCUCAACUACGGUCUCAAGGAAGUGUGCUCAUACCAGCCUUUACAGAGAAAACUGUUCCGCACGGCUGUGCAGCUCUUGAAGAAGGGAGGUGUGUUGGUGUAUAGUACCUGCACUGUAACGCUUGCUGAGAAUGAAGAGCAGGUGGCCUGGGCAUUGAAAACAUUCCCUUGUUUAACUCUGGAGCCACAGGAGCCACACCUUGGAUCCCAAGGCAUGCCUGGAGCCGAAUUAUCAUGUGACCAGCGGAGGCUGCUGCAGAGGUUCCGCCCAGAAUUAUCAUGGCGCGAGGGUACUGACAGUCACGCCUCUAACGAUCUCCUGCUAAAAGCCAACACAGACACUAUCGGGUUCUUCAUAGCGAAGUUCAGCAAGAGAUAACGCACGUUCGCUCAGACACGUGUUCCCGAAGCAGCUCGAGGAGGCCGAUGGAAACGAGUGCCUGGGAGGGAGGGCUGAACGGACGGCAUGAAUGGAGGGGAGAGAAGGGGUGGUGCCAUGCGUAGUUCUGCUUCCGUUGCCAUGACAACAGUGACGCAGCGGCUGCUAUGGUGAUGGUUGGGUUUGCGUGACCAUUGGACUGUGACCAGGAAGCAACAUGCAGCCAGAGGACACGAUGGUAUUGACAGUUUCUCACACACACAGCCAAUGACCAGAAGCUGAAUUCGUUAAUCAACAGAUGCGAGCACUGAACAGUUUUUUUUUUUUUUUUUUUUUUUUUUUUUUUUUUUUAAUUAUUUUUUUAAAAUGGAGAAGCGGAGCCGGUUUUUAAUCAAAAUGCCGGAAGAAUAUUAAGAAGAUGGACACAUGGAAAUGAACAUGCUUUAAUAUUUAGUGCGCGCACUUUGUAAACGAACACAGAUAAACCUUCUGAAAGCAGAUACCUUUUUAAAUAGUUAUUUUAGACGAUCGCACCGGCAGAUCUGACACCAGAGCAGUGAUUUAAGUGGUCAGGCAAUAAAGAAAUUCGAUUGAACUGAUCUCGUGUAAAGAGACAUACACCCGGAGGGAAAGUUCAUUUGGGUCCAUCACUCCUAUAUAAUUGACGUGUCUUUAAGACUCGUCGUCUAAUGUUGGGGUUGUCUAUUUAAGUAGACGAAUCCCGAUUUAGAAGAAAGUUCAUUGUAAGGAGCUGCACAGGAUUUGAUGGUUAGCGAGUGUGAACGUGGGGGUGUCUGGAAGCAUUUUCGCACCCAAAAUUAGACUUCAGCACCAUCGUUGCUGCUGUUAUGACGACUUAAAAUGACUGCCUCCCCACCUGGGACAUUCACAGAUCUUUCAGCAUCCUAUUUAUAGUGACCAAUCGGAACCAUUUCAUCAUUCCUCCUUUCGGGAACGCGCACACACACACACACACACACACACGCAGAUUUUGGAUGAAUCUUAGUAGACAGUAAUCACCAUAUACAGGCAAUAUGUAACAAGUCACAGACUAAAAAUGUACAGUAUAAUUCCUCCCUGCAGAUCUUGAAACAAAUGAAGAGGGAAAUCAGGGUGGAGAAUCGUGUUGGUUAUUUUAGGAGCACAGCUGAGAUUUGCUUGAGAGCAUUGUGUGUGUGUGCGCAUGCAUUAAAGGCAGGGGCAUGUGCUUCACUGUAGUUCACUCACAAAUCAAUUAAAUCAAUCAAAUUGCACGUGUAUAUUUGCAUAAAACAGAGAAUUAAAGAAUUCAUGGGACUAAACACACACACACAAACUGUAUAUGUAUCCAGUCAACCAAUCAUAUGGUAGCAGCACAAUGUAUAGGUCAUGCAGAUACUUGAAACCCAUAGAAAACCUGUGGGGUGACCUGAAGAGGAGAUGUGAAGGAUCUGGAGAGAUUCUGUAUGGAGGAACGGUCUCAGAUCUCUCACCAUGUAUUCUCCAACCUCCUCAGGGAUUAUAGGAGAAGACUCAGAGCUGUUAUCUUGGCAAAGGGAGCCAGCACAAAGUACUGACUAAAAGGCCGGCAAUAAUUGUGGCACACCUAUAUUUAACAAACGUAUAUAAAGUACACCUGUGUUUUGUUUGCAAUUGUUUGAUAUCCAUGAGAGCAGAGUAUAUCUGUGAAUGUUUUGGACAAAAAUUUAACCAAUAAAGACCAUUUUUUUCACAGC